UCUCCAUCUAUUUUCAGAAAUAGGUACUUUUCUACGAGUGUGGCGUUUUCGAAGCAAAGCAGACAUGAUAUUCUUCUAGUCUAAUUUUGUAAAUUGAUCGUUUCCCGUAGUGGAAAAAGUCGCAGAAAUCAGUGAUUACACCUGUGGAAGUGCAAAAUCUUGUUAUAAUAUCGCGAUUGACAUUAAAAUGCGCCCAGGUUUAGAGUCGAAACGAAUGGUGAGCGAUGGCGAGAAUACGGUGAUAGAUUUUUGGUGUUAAAUUUUGCUCCGUGUCAUCACCUCUAUACUUUCCGUGUACUUUGUAAAAGGACAAUAUUUGUUUAGAAUAGCUAUUUCGAGUGUUGUUACAAUUAAAACUUCGAUUAUUUCUGAAGAUUCUUGUUGGGGAAUUAUUUUGUGUUGUGAUUGACUGACCGGCUGAUAAUUACACGAGGCUUGUAUGUAUAUGUGACUUCUGCCUUCCACUAUUCGUGACACGCCUCAUAUAAUAAACCUAAAUUUGUGAAUCUGAAUUAUUUCUUUUGAUACUGUGUCAUUUUAGUGAUAUUGAUGUUUAAAAAUUACGUAACUGUUGUGGAAUCUGGAAGUGUAUAAAGAAUGGCCUGAGUGUGACCACUCCAUUACCGUCAUGUGUGACGAAGGAAUGUUUAUUUAGGCUCUAAUAUUGUGCUACGACCUACGGAAGUGCGCGUUCGUCUCGUGGAUUGAGUCGGAUCAUGACUCUACCCGAAUCAAAACAAGUUUCGCAUUGAUCGCUCUCGACGUAUUGUCAUUUGGGGACACUUUAUUAUUGUCAAAAUGUCUUCGGCAGCGUUUGUGGACAGGAUUGAUCCUUUCGCCAAGCGAUCACUGAAGAAAAAGGCGAAGAAGUCGCAAGGAUCCUCUCGGUAUCGCAACACGCAGGACGUGGAACUCCAGGCGUUACCGCUUCUCAAAGAUGUUCCAAGCAGUGAACAGGAGGAGCUUUUUAUUCGCAAGUUACGACAGUGCUGCGUGGCUUUCGAUUUCAUGGAUCCAGUUGCUGAUUUGAAGGGGAAGGAGAUCAAACGUGCCACGCUCAACGAGCUUGUAGAGUACAUCACUGGGGGACGUGGAGUGCUCACCGAGCCAGUCUAUCCAGAGAUCAUCAAAAUGAUCGCCACGAAUUUGUUCCGCACUUUGCCGCCGAGUGAAAAUCCUGAUUUUGACCCUGAAGAGGACGAUCCGACUCUGGAGGCCUCGUGGCCACAUCUACAACUAGUCUAUGAGUUCUUCUUGCGCUUCCUCGAGUCAGCUGACUUUCAGCCCACUAUUGGCAAGAAGGUCAUUGACCAAAAAUUUGUUUUGCAGCUUUUAGAUUUGUUCGACUCCGAAGAUCCGCGCGAGCGCGACUUCCUCAAAACGGUGCUCCACCGCAUAUACGGCAAGUUCUUGGGACUGCGCGCCUUCAUAAGGAAACAAAUCAACAACAUAUUCCUGCGAUUUGUCUACGAAACCGAGCAUUUCAAUGGCGUGGGCGAACUGUUGGAAAUAUUGGGAAGUAUAAUAAACGGGUUCGCCCUGCCUCUGAAGAGCGAGCACAAGCAGUUCCUUGUCAAGGUGCUGUUGCCGCUCCACAAGGUGAAGUGCUUGUCGUUGUACCACGCGCAGCUCGCGUACUGCGUCGUCCAGUUCCUGGAGAAGGAUGCCACGCUCACGGAGCCGGUGGUGCGCGGGCUACUUAAGUUUUGGCCCAAGACUUGCUCCCAAAAAGAGGUGAUGUUCUUGGGAGAGAUAGAAGAGAUACUGGACGUAAUUGAGCCAGCUCAGUUUGCGAAAAUCCAAGAGCCACUCUUUAGACAAAUAGCGAAAUGUGUGUCUAGUCCACACUUUCAGGUAGCGGAAAGAGCACUCUACUUCUGGAACGAUGAAUACAUAAUGUCGCUGAUGGAGGAGAACAUCCACGUUAUCAUGCCGAUCAUGUUCCCCGCGCUUUACCGGAUCAGCAAGGAGCACUGGAACCAGACCAUCGUGGCGCUCGUCUACAAUGUACUCAAGACCUUCAUGGAAAUGAACUCUAAACUGUUUGAUGAACUAACUUCUAGCUACAAAGCGGAACGGCAAAAAGAGAAAAAGCGCGAGAAGGAGCGCGACGAGCUGUGGAAGCGGCUGGGCGAGCUGGAGCUGUCGCACAAGCGGCAGGCCUCCAAGUGAUGGCAGCGAGCGCAGCCCUAGACUAAUGCCACACGUUUUAUUUUCAAUUAUGUCCAUCUUAUAUAUAUUUUCUAUUCGAUUACCUUUGUUAGUGACCUUAUUGAUUUUUUAUACCUCUAAUGAUUCAUUCGUUAGCAUUAUACAUACCCAUGCCUCGGGCCGCCUUUCCACUAGCUGCCGAAGAAUGGUAGAAGAUAAUAUGUCUAUUUCCAUCAUAAAGAAGUGGAGCAGGUGUGUGUGUAUGAAUUGCGUGAAGGAUCUUUUAUAUGCCCGAUUACUAAACUUUGCAAUAAGAUUUUCUAUGAAAUUAAUCCUAGAAGAUGUGAUGGUUUUGUAGAUUCAUUUGAAUUAUCAGUGUCUAUAAAAUCAAACAUUGAUGUAACGCUUCUGUAAUCAGAGAGUACCUCUAGGGCUAAAUGUUUUGACUUACAAAAGAUCUUUUAUACUUGAGUGCAAGCUAUGCAUCAAAGUUUGUCUAUGCUGCACUAUAUACUCGAUGUCCCUAGCUCAAGUUGUUUGCUUUUGUACUCGUUAUACAAUCGGUUCGAGGUCUCUGAAACUUGUUCCACCGUAAUAAUGAGCAGACAGCCUAUCAGCGAUGUCGCGUGCAGUGGAAGGGCCGCCUUAUGAUUCGGUUCGCUCGUGGGCUCCCGUUGGGCCGAUCUCGUUCGGCGAAUCUUUACAAAUUACUAUAGUGAGGGCGCGUGGAGCGUUGGUUUCGCGUCUACGUGAAUAUUAGUUUACUUUAGGGUUUUAAUAUCGUUAAAUUGUUUAAAUAAGUUAAAGUUGUAUGUAAUCCGGAGACGAUCGACUAUACAUAUUAACUGUAACGUAAAGUACUGCAUUACGGAUCACCGAUAUUUGUAUUAAACGGGCACCCAGCUUUGGCUGAUUAAAUUGUACAAAAUUAAUAGGAAAAUUCGAUGAUGUAAUUUGUUUAGAUGUGCGGCUGAGACGGCGAUGCGGUGUGUGUGUGAAAUGUUCUAGCGAGCGUCACUGUGCCGAAGCGCCGCCUCGGCCACCUCUGUAGAUCGUUGUAAUAAAAUUUCUUUUCAAAAUUAGAUGCUCGAUUCAACGUGUAAUUUCGUCGAACUAUCAUUUUGUUAUCAUUUUGUAUAGUUACAUAGUGUAAAUAGGCAUUUAUUUAUUAUAAAUUUAUAGCGAUGUGAUUUUUAUACAUAGCUGCGGGAGAGGGACAUUGAUUGGGCAAAAUCGGUCAGAGCGAACUCGAACAUUGUAUCGACACCGGCGUAAAGUUAAUUUGAUGAUAUUGGAUUGAAGUAGACGGAUGCUAAAAGUAGAUAUAAUAAUUUGUAAGGGAAUAGUCAUUAAUUUGUAUGAUAUUACAGUAGAAUUUUGAUUUUUAUGAUCACUUUUUAGAGGCCCGCCGACGCCCGGCCGCGCUGUAUAUACGACACGAUACGCGCCGACUACUGCGUAUGAUGUAUGUACACUGAGAUGUUUGUUAUGUAAAAUGUAUUAACAUUGCAAAAAUUAUAUAUGAUCUUAUAUAUAAACUCUUAUUAUAGAACACAGUAUGAAAAUAAAAAAGUUGACUCACA
Messenger RNA from Amyelois transitella, 3734 nucleotides. RefSeq names its product serine/threonine-protein phosphatase 2A 56 kDa regulatory subunit epsilon isoform (gene wdb). Lineage: Eukaryota; Metazoa; Arthropoda; Insecta; Lepidoptera; Pyralidae. The transcript has 8 exons. Bases 799 to 2172 code for a protein of 457 amino acids. The record is from RefSeq and is a predicted model, not a curated record. Gene Ontology annotation, biological process: protein dephosphorylation; signal transduction. Gene Ontology annotation, cellular component: protein phosphatase type 2A complex; cytosol; nucleus. Gene Ontology annotation, molecular function: protein phosphatase activator activity.